AUGUUUCAGCCCAGAACACAAGACAUUUCCCAUUAUUUUUCAAUCUGGAUCGUGCUGGGUUCUUUCCUGGCUCCAAGUCUCUGCAUGCUGUAUCGACCGGAGAUGAAGCGCUAAGAGUGGAAGCACAAGAUGAUUCCAAAACGAUGGAGGAGGUCAUGGAAGUUUUGCGCAACAUGUAUGGACCCAGCAUACCAAAUGCCACAGAUACUAAUAUAACUGAUUCUUUAGAGGAACAGUUCUAUCAUUUUCUCAUUUUAUCGGUAUACACAUUUGUAUAGUUACUAUGAUUUAUUUAUGGUCGCUCGUCUGGUUUAUUUUUUCCAUUCCCAUGUUUAAGCGUUCGAUUGGUUGAUAUUGAUCAGUGGAUCGACAGAUCGACUUCCGAUUGGCUGACUGGCCGAGCUUGCCAUGACUGACUGACAGAAAAAUUUUGGUCUCGUUCAGUAAUUGCCCACAGCCACUGACUAAUCAUGAAUGACUGCGAGCAAUCUGACCAUAUCUCCUCAACAUAUAAAUGUUCAAGGAGGGGGGGGGGGGGGGGGGGGCUUUUCUGUAUAGUGUUCCCCACCCGGUAGGUUUUUUAAAAAAUUUACUAUUUUUUUUCCCCUCUCCUUCUUUUUCAUUUUAGGGCUCAGUGUUUCCAAAAUGGUGUAUAACCGGCNCCGAUACGUUUCUUUAAAAAUUUACUAGUUACUUACGUCCUUCUCUCAUGUCCAUUCCAGGGCUCAGUGUUAAUCAAAUGGUGGAUAACGCGACUUGUUCUAUUAUCGAUCCACUGCAGAGUGAUUUACCCGGUGGAUCGAGCUAUACAGCAUUUGAACAACAGGUUGGCUUAAUCCAGGCCAGGUCUUAACCUAUCAUUGUGUCUAAGCCUUACUAGAUUUCUUUGAGUCAAAUUAAAUGGCGUCAACUUUAAAACUGUAUUCAUACUUUUGUUUUUUUUGUUUCUUCUAUAAGAUAUUGUGGUUAGCAAGUGGUCGCAAAACCCAUGCGUCUUGGGUUGUUGGACAAACCCAGUCAUUGGCACAGAUUCCUCCGUGCUUGCCAACAUGGCCGGCCGAUUGAAAAACUUGUUCUUCGCUGGUGAGGCUACCCAUGCUGAUUGGUAUGGCUUCAUACAGGGCGGUUACUAUAGUGGACUGGAGCGGGCAAAUGACAUUGCUGGUUGUAUUCAAGGCGGGAAGUGCCAACCUUAUGAGCCCUCCAAAGGCCUACUAGUAAUUGUUAAAACACAGGACUGCAAGCCAAAGAGCGAAGCGCCCCAGAUCGCAGUGCUAAAUGUUAUCAGUUUGUUCAUUGGGCUCCCCUUUACUUGGCUGUUUUCAUUAAUCUGUAUUAACGUGACACUUUAA
Porites evermanni is the source of this 1352-nucleotide messenger RNA. The record is from the annotation of a GenBank genome assembly. Lineage: Eukaryota; Metazoa; Cnidaria; Anthozoa; Scleractinia; Poritidae.